Ilex paraguariensis (yerba mate) is the source of this 573-nucleotide messenger RNA. Lineage: Eukaryota; Viridiplantae; Streptophyta; Magnoliopsida; Aquifoliales; Aquifoliaceae. The record is from the annotation of a GenBank genome assembly.
AUGUUGUUUUGCUUCUACCACCAGGAUUACAGUGUCCUUGACUAUGAGGAGAAAGUGGUGGAUGGUUUCUAUGAUGUAUAUGGCCUCUCUACAGAUCCAGCAACCCAAGGAAAAAUGCCAUCUCUUACAGAUCUUGAAAACAACCCUGGGACUUCUGGCUUUGAAGUUGUAAUAGUUAAUCGGACAGUAGACCAUGCUCUGGAAGAGUUAUUACAGAUAGCACACUGUAUUGCCUUAGACUGCCCUGCUACUGAGAUUAGUCUACUGGUACAGAGGCUUGCUGAACUUGUUACAGAAAACAUGGGUGGGCCUGUAAGGGAUGCCAAUGUCAUAUUGGCAAGGUGGAUGGAGAGGAGCACUGAGUUGAGGACAUCUCUGCACACCAGUGUGUUGCCUAUCGGUUCGCUAAAGAUUGGGCUCUCUCGUCAUCGUGCUUUGCUUUUCAAGGUGAGCUAUCAGAGUAUAUCCAUCACUAGGGCGAGAUACCACAUCUCUUGCACCCUAUGCCCUUUUGGUUCUAAUUGCAUUAUUGAAGAUUAUUUGGUUUACUCUGGGGAUCAGUUCCUUGCAUAG